CUAUUGAUCUCCUACCUUGUCUCCUUGUUACCUGGUCCAUGACAUUUAUUACAUUCGCGCACAGACUUCAGCCAUUAGAGAUUGGGAAAUGCGACAAUCUAACCUAUCAACUCCUCGAUAGCGAAUACUCCAAUUUCCAAAUCCACUCCACAUCUGCGUCGCUCUCCCACUCUUCAAAUUAACGAAACAUCCUCACCUAUUAUAUCGUCCGUCUUGUCCAUCCUCGCCGCCGCCAGAUUAUUGUGCUCGAUAAGUGCAUAGAAUAAUUCCGCUGAUCAGAACCAAGAGAAGAGUGAGAAACAUCCCCACAAAACAAUCCAUCCCGCUCUCCUCUUCGCACACCUGCUGAAUGCUGAAUAUUCAAUACUCAACCAAUACUCAAUACUCAAUACUCAAUAAUUCAAUACUUCAAUCCAAUCAAAUUUUAUUCUUGUGCUGGUAUUGGUGCUGGUGCUGGUGCUGGUGCUCAUUGCUCGUCGCUCUUCGCUCGUUGCUUGGUGCCUCUUCAUCCUCUCCACUCCUCGCUUUCUGAAUCGUAUUUCCUCUAAACGGACUUCUUCGCACAUAUUUCUCUUCUUCUUCCUCUUCUUCCCGAGCUUCAGUCUACAAGGUCCUUCUUAAAUAUUUGUUUUCUGUUAAUUUAAUUUCUACAGUACAUAAAUUGUUCAGCACAUACGCUACGACUUGAUAUUGCAUCUGGCGUCACAAACUAGGAAGAACCCUUAAAAAAAGCCAGGGAAUAGAUGCUUGUGAGUGGGUAUUUGAUCUCAUGUACCCUGGUCUUACAGUAGUGGAGUAUUCCUGUACAACGAAAGAAAUUCGACGAACGAACGGCCGAACUCGCUUUGCAUAUCCAUAACGCCUGCAUACACACGAUCCAUACAGAAGGAAGGCCCUCGAGCCGGUAAACUAUUGGUCCCUCGGAACCUUGGUAUAAUACUUCGCAAGCGGCAGAACUUCUCUGUUUAGAUAUUGUCGUCGCAGAACUUAGGGAGUGUCCCACCCUUCUCUUCUUCGUUCGAUCUUUUUCUCUUCCCAAGAAGUGUCGUGAAAAGUCUCAGAGCUGUGUUGCUCUAGGUUCUCAGCACCACGAUAGGAGCGUUGAAAGAGACUGCCCAAGCAAUUCCUUUCUCAAAACCUCGAGUCGUACUAUUGCCAUACCACGAACGUUUCCUAUCGAAUACAAGGCCAGCUGGUAGCCUGGUUUGAAGCGACUCUUUUCCCGUCGAAGGGCUCUUGAUUGUAAUAAACAUUGGUGAAUGAAACACAUGCAUCCUUAAUGAUGGAUACUGAGGAUGGACAGUUCUUCAUAAAGAACUUGGCCCACUUCGUUCGUACACAUGAAAAGGCUCUCGCGAAUGCUUUACAACUACGACGUCAACAAGCUCCUAAACAUGGCUCCUCGAACAGCAUAUCUGGUGCUGUUGGAGGGUCUACCACCCCUUCCCCAACAGUGACAAACCAGCCGUCAUCUGCCUCUUCUUCUACGACUUCCAGUACCCUAGCAGCUGCUCUUUCUCUCCCAUACCUUACCUUCGCCUCUCAUAACAUCAAACCUGCUAAGCUCGCAUUAACACCUCAUCAUCUAUUCUAUCUCCUUUCCCGAAUUGAAGAUCUAGGUGUUCCAGUUGGCCCAAUGAAUGUGCGGUUAGAAAAUCUUCAUGCAGAUACAUCAGCAGCAAAUUACGUUUCUUUUCUGAGUCAAUCCCAACGUCCAAAAGGUCGUGGCUCUGACAAUGGAUCUAUUCACUCCGUGUCUAGUGUGAGAAGUGUGAUGUCUGGCAUGUCUUCUUUGUGGUCGAACUUUGGCCUUGGGUCUGGAAACUCUGCCGCUCGAACAGAGAAACAAAAAGCUGCCACUGAAGCCGACUUGAAGUACCUGUAUUCAGCAUUUACUAAAAUUCCUUGCCUUAGACUUGCUCCGGAUCGUCGCGCGCGUUUGAUUGAAGGCUAUGAAGAAUUCCCGUUCGAUUCCGCCGUUCCACUGAUUGCCUUUAAAAAUGUUAGUGCUUUGGAAAUAAGUGAUAUCGACAUUCGACAAUUUUUCGGUUGGGACAAGCUAGCCGAGCAAUUAAGAUCAUUGACAGUCAAAAGGGCAGGUGUUGAUGAUCUAGCUGAUUUAUUGAUCAAUAUCGUGUUGGAUGAUAUGGACAAAAGGAGGCGGCGCUCUUCCAAGGCACAGAUGUCACCAACUUCAACCUUCAUUCCCGCAUCGAGUCCAAGACGUAGCCCAACAAUGCCACAUGCCGAGCUGAUAAAAUCCUGUUCGGCACCUGGGUCACCGGAUGGUCGCAGCCAUAUUACUGAUACCGAAACAAGAGGAUUAGCGCGUUCUGGAUCUGAUGGGGCCGAGUUUGGUAAAUCUCCCACCAAGCAUGGACAAAGACCAAGAAGCAAUUCUCCAGUUCGUCCACCAAGUUCUCGUACUGGCUCUUCACAUGGCCACCUUCGUGGCUCAUCAUACAAGGUGAAGAGAUCUGGAUCCGGGAGUUCACAUUCAAGCAUGUCUGAUAGCUGGCACAACCCGCGGAAUAGCACCUCGAAUCUGUUAUCUAUGGGUUUUCUGCCAUCUUCAAAGUGGAGAUUCUUGAAACAUCUUAGCAUUGCAGACAACGGCCUGACGGCUAUUACUGCCUCCAGCCUUGCACCCUUAGCUAACACCCUCCACUCACUUGACCUUUCAUCGAAUCUGUUUGCCCAAAUCCCCGAUUGCUUAGCGUCCCUUACCGCACUACGAGCACUGAAUCUCUCUAACAACAUGAUUGAAUCUCUUCAUUCUCUUACUCGGAACCCACUGCCUGCUAUAUCUGCUCUUAAUCUACGGUCAAAUCGUCUCACAUCACUAGCUGGAAUUGAAAGGCUUUAUCCUCUAGAAAGGCUCGAUCUCCGUGAUAACAAGAUUACUGAUCCAACAGAACUUGCUAGACUGACGGGUAUUCCAGAUAUUCGAGAGAUAUGGAUUAGUGGCAAUCCAUUUACCAAAACACACAGUAACUAUAGGACUACGAUCUUCAACUUAUUCAGGCAAACUCCAGGAUACACCGAGGAUAUUUUGAUUGAUGCUUAUGGACCAGGUUACACGGAAAGGCGGCAUUUAGUCGAACGCGCUGCAGAACGCCCAGGUGUGCCUGUUGUCAAACCACCUCCUCCCGAUUAUGGUCUGUCUGCUAUUGAGGUCAAUAAACCAAUUAUCGAAUAUGCUGUACCAAGAGAACCUGCAGUACUUCGGAAAGAACGACCAACACCCGUUGCUGCGACAAGUGAAAUCAACACUGGCACUACGGGCCGAAGAAGAAGAACUCCAAAGCGACGAAUCGUAGAUUUAUCGACUUCAGAAACGUCACCAAGGAAGCAAGGAUUGACCCGCGUUCUAAUGCCAGAGGAACCACCACCAUCUAUGUCAAGGACAGUGUCAGAUAGUAGCUAUGGCAUAAGUCCCGUUUUUUCUCCUAUGGUUCUUCCUUCCUAUGUACCUUCAGAACCUCGCCAGGCCCAAAGACAGCCAGAUGUCCCACGUAUCAACACUUCAGUAUUAUCUCGUCUACCUCCAAUGCCGGCGGUAGAAUCAGUACCUUACGAAACAGCAAUUAAGCCACAGCCAGUCAAGACUCCAGAUACCCCUGACUGGAACAUGAGCGGCGAGCUAUAUCGGAAGAAGAUAGAGGCUCUAAGAAAUGAUGUUGGGCAAGGAUGGUUGAGUGUAUUAAGCGAAGAAGGCUGGGAGGCUCAAAAGAAGAGUCAGCCGCCCGGAUAUCAAACCUCCGAAUAUGAAUCAGCAAAUACUAUGAGACCGGGCUCUACAAUUAGGGCAGUCAGUCAACAGACGAUACACAGUGGUCGCACUCUGGGUUGAAGUGCACACACCAAAAGCGAUUUUUUUUUUCAUGCAGAUACGAAAUCAGAAUGGCUCGACUUUUAAGAGCACAUUGGUCGAGUGGUUGAAAGGGAGUGUAGUCCCUGCGCUUAAAGGAUCAUUGUCAAUAUUGAUGGUGGUUAAGUUAGAGGGAAGUGAGAGAAGAGGAACUUGUUUAUUUUGAUACCCCAAGCCCAUUCUUCAUCGUUUUUUGAGAAAAUUGCAUGACGGACGACUCUACUCUCGAUAUAAAAGGGCACAUUGCAUGAAAGAGGCACUUAUUUUCUACUUUUAUUUAUUUUUCUGGCUCGAAUUUUUAUCAUCAUGGAAAGCAUGCAUAGCGUUUAGGUUGGAGGUUCAUUUGCUGUUUUUAUAUAUUUCCUUAUGAACGAAUCAAUGAUGGAUUGGAACAGAAAAAAUUUCGGCUUCUUCGAGAAUGAAUGAAUGGAUUAUGUUACUAGAUCUUGAGAGGGAGAGAGAGAAUGGAAGACAGCCAGAGUUACGAGAAGAGAGAAAUCUUCUGUCAGAUCAAGCAAUGACAUAUUUGUAACAUAUUGGUUUUUUUGUGCAUGGAGUUUUAUGGUUAGGGAAUACUUUUUCAUUUCGCCUACCCAUGGGUUGAUAUUUGAGAUGGAUGGAUGGGUCGGGGCGUUUGAAGUCACGAGUAAUUAUUGGUCUGCCUGACCUGACAUGAUUGGGCUGGGAUCUGGAUGGUGGGAGCAUUUACACGAAUAGUGGAUGUGCUUGGGAUGGAGGGGCGGAGGUGGGAGGCUUAUGUCAAUGGGUUAUGUUCAAAAAGGAGCAAGCGAAAGUGGACGUAUCAGAUUUGAGGCUCGGGGAAGCAGGCGAG
Molecule: messenger RNA, 4703 nt
Organism: Botrytis byssoidea
Lineage: Eukaryota; Fungi; Ascomycota; Leotiomycetes; Helotiales; Sclerotiniaceae
Exons: 3
Coding region: 1280-3853 (857 amino acids)
Cellular component (GO): cytoplasm
Molecular function (GO): protein kinase binding
Source: RefSeq, a predicted model, not a curated record